GCGACCCGGCAUCUUCUCACACACAACCCAGGGAUUUGUCUCUGACAAAUGUCGGCCGCAUGAAUGCUUUUGCGUUUAUUACUCCGGCCACUACACGCACCAAGAAGAAAAAUGGGGAGUAAAAUAAAAUCCAGGGCGGUGCGUUAAAACCCUCACUCGAUCUCGGCGCCGAGGGAAGAGGAGGGCAGGGCCCGAGGUGAGCGGCCUGCGCCGAGGGACGAUGUUAAAUGUCUGCGGGCUUUUGCUGCUCUCCCGUCUCUGGCCUGACCGCACUUGCUUCUUCCGCAUUUUCCUAGGGGUUAGGCUCUGACGUUACGUAUUACGACGGCGGCGGGAGCGAGGAGCAGAGUCGAGUCGAGUCAGCCCCUCCUCCUCCUCCCCGCAGCCAUCAAACAACAAAGCCUGAUUGGCAGGGCUAGGCCCGACCCGACCCUCCAGCACUCGGCCCAGCCAGGAAAGGCUGAGCCUGCCAGCCCAGCGAAGGAGGCGAAUCAUCCCGAAAUCGGGCCGCCGGCGGCCGGUUUGACUCACCAGGAUAAUAAAUCUGCAGAGUGAGAGGUGAAUGGCAAGAGUAUGAAGGGCAUGGAUCAAGAGACCUCCUUGCAAUGAGACCAACAGUAGGGUGACAUUGUGGAUUUCCCUGUGUGACACAAGUGCAGGUGACUCCUUCAGUUAGAUGUGGCUGGAUUAAGUGCCACAACCUGUGAUCUACUUCUAUACACACUGAGAAAAUGUUUUUAAUGUUUUAGCAGUGAUUAAUGAAAUUUGUAGACCAUGGAUGAAGAUGUAGGAAGGCUUGAACUGCAGCAACAGGAACCCAAGGUGAUUUUUGAUAACACAGCUCAAGAAGUAACUUCGGAACACAUUGAUGGACAUCAUAUUCUUGUAGAAGUUCAAGAGACUGUCUUUGUCGAUUCUGCUAUCAAUUCUGGUUCCCACUUUGUCUCUGAUGACACAGACUCUGUUGUAAUACAGGAUGUAAUUGAAGAUGUUGUCACUGAAGAUAUUGUUGCUGAAGAUGUUCACUGCCCUGAAAUAAUUGAGGAGCCAGAAACCAUUAUUGUUCCUGAACAAGUACUGGACACAGAUGUUGCCACAGAGGAGACCUUGAGUACAGUCCCUGAAGAUGUUUUGGCUUCUGACAUUAACUCAGAGACCAUUUGUGUUUCAGAACAUGUCCUGACAAGUGAAGAUGUGCCUGACAUGGCUAAUGUUGAGGAUGUUGCUGUCACAGAAGCUGAAAUAGUCACGGACACCUUGUCACCUGACGUUGAAGAAGUUCUAGUGACAGGCCCUGCUACAGAGACUGAGAUAGGCACACAUAGUUUACAUGUUCAGAAUCAGGAGACCGUUCCAGUCACCAUUGAGACUCCAGGAGGAAAUAAAGAUGCCAGUGAGGAUUAUUUAAUGAUUUCCUUGGAUGAUGAUGGAGGAAAGAUUGGACAUGAAGGAAAUAGUGAACUAAAAAUUGAAAGUGGCCUGUCGGCACAGAGUGAUCGUUUAAAAGCAGAUGGUGCUUGUUCUGAAGUCAUUAAAGUUUACAUUUUCAAAGCAGAUGAUGGAGACGAUGAUUUGGGUGGAACUGUGGAUAUUGGUGAAAGUGAACCUGAUAAUGAUCAUGCAGUUGGAUUACUGGAUCAGAGCACUGUAGGCAGAAUAUCACGAGAGAAGAUGGUUUACAUGACUGUUAAUGAUCCCAACCAGGAGGAUGAGGACAUAAUGAAUACAACACAGCAAGAAGAGAACUGCUACCUUCAAACAAGUUGUACUGAUAUUGCAGAUGAAGUUUACAUGGAGGUCAUUGUAGGAGAAGAUGAUGCAACAGUAGGUCAUGAGCAACAAAUUGAAGACACAGACAUUAGCAAAACAUUUGUGCCUGUAGCUUGGGCUACUGCAUAUGGUAACAGUUCUGAUACUGUAGAGAACAAGAAUGGAACUGGCAGCCACCCCCUACAGGCAGAUGGAACAGCUGAGCUUAACAGGCUGGCAAAACCAAAGUCAAGGAAAAGAAGGAGACUUGAAAGUAGACAGUAUCAGACAGCAAUCAUCAUAGGACCUGAUGGUCAUCCCAUAACUGUUUAUCCAUGUAUGAUCUGUGGAAAAAAAUUCAAGUCCAGAGGUUUCCUGAAGCGACACAUGAAAAAUCAUCCAGAGCAACUGACCAAGAAAAAGUACCAGUGUACUGACUGUGAUUACACUACUAACAAGAAAAACAGUUUACACAACCACCUGGAGAGUCACAUGCUUAUGAACAAAGUGGAGAAGACCUAUGAGUGUGAUGAAUGUGGCAAAGAAUUUUCUCAUCCAGGAGCACUGGUUUCGCACAAAUUGGUUCACCGUGAAAAGGGAGCCACAAAGAUGCACAAAUGCAAAUUUUGCGAGUAUGAGACUGCAGAACAAGGGCUUCUGAAUCGUCACCUCUUGGCUGUGCAUAGCAAGAAUUUCCCACACAUAUGUGUGGAGUGCGGCAAGGGAUUUCGCCAUCCUUCAGAGUUGAGGAAGCACAUGCGAACCCACACUGGGGAGAAACCCUAUCAGUGCCAGUACUGUGACUACAAAUCAGCUGAUGCCUCAAAUCUGAAAACUCAUAUGAAGACAAAGCACAGCAAGGAUCUACCAUUCAAAUGUGAGCAUUGCUUGAUGACAUUCACAGAUGCCAAAGAACUACAGAAACAUGCCAUCAUGCAUCAGGGACACAAGACCCACCAGUGUACACAUUGUGAUCACAGAAGUUCCAAUUCUAGUGAUUUGAAGCGCCAUAUUAUUUCAGUCCACACCAAGGACUACCCUCAUAAGUGUGAAGUAUGUGAUAAAGGCUUUCAUCGACCCUCUGAGCUUAAGAAACAUAUGUCCACUCACAAGGGUAAAAAACUGCACCAGUGUAGGCACUGUGACUUUAAAAUUGCAGACCCUUUUGUUCUUAGCCGUCAUAUUCUUUCAGUUCACACCAAGGAUUUGCCAUUCAGAUGUAAACGUUGCAAAAAGGGCUUUCGACAACAGGUUGAACUUAAGAAGCAUAUGAAGACCCAUAGUGGGAAAAAGGUUUAUCAGUGUGAGUACUGUGAAUAUAGCACUACUGAUGCCUCAGGCUUUAAACGGCAUGUUAUUUCAAUUCACACAAAGGACUACCCACAUCGUUGUGAUUACUGCAAGAAAGGCUUCCGAAGACCUUCUGAAAAGAACCAGCAUAUCUCUCGACAUCAUAAGGAUGCAGUUUUGGUCGAGGGGUUACCAUGAACUAUUUCCAAGUUAGGAAGCAGCUACUUCCAGUACAUCCAUUGUAUGGUUAAAAAAAAAUUGUGUACAUUUGUUGUUAAAGACUUAGAAGUUAAGCUCACUUCAAUAAUUGAACUAACUUAUCCCCUUUUCCAAUUGUAUUGUGUCUUAGAUUGAAGAUCGAGUCUAAAAUGAAAAGUUACAUGUCCACAGACAUAGAAAUCCAUUUAAAUGGACAGGUUUUGCGGCAUGGUGUCAGCUCCUGAGAGAUGAAUGUAAUAAAUUAGUUGCAACCAAUCAGCUACAGCUUUGGCUUCUGCCAUUAUAUAAUUACUGAAUCCAAAAUUAGCUAUUUUCUGAGAACAGUUUAGCUUCAGUUUAAUUAUUGAUGGCAAAUGUGGUCCUUUUAUUAGUUUGUAUCAUUGCUCAGUUUUGUUGAAGUGCUACCGUUUAUGAGCUUGCUUGCUUACUGGCUGAAAUCCAUGUUAUCAGCACAUCCUCCUGUAUUUUGAAAUUUCAUUUGGUGUUGGAAUUGUAGUUAUUUUUCCAUCUGUGCUUCUGAUGCUUCAGUGUAUUAUGGUAAUGGUAUGUUUUCAGCCCUCAUCUGGAUUUGCAUUUUUAUUACAAUUGCAUCUUUUAAAAAAGGGGGAAAAAAAACUUCACUUGAUGUAACCUUGGGACUAAAGGCCUUUGCCUAACUACAUUUUACUUCCAGAUGUGCUUCAUUCCACUUUGUCAGGUGUGGUCUAGCAAUGUAUUGUUGUGGCAGAAUUAUCUCAACAAAUUUACUUUUCCAUAUAUGGUGUGUGUAAAAAAAAAGACAUCGCUCAUGUUUUUACAAGUGUACACAUUUUUUCCAGAAUUAUAUUUUGCCAAUGUCUUUAACUUGUAAAAAUAAAACAAAUAGCGCUAUAUGUUUUUUAAAAAACGUUCUGUGCUUUCUGUAGAAUACUGCAGCUUAAUCUAAAAGAAAAUAUGUAUGUAUUAGUAUUUGUUCUGCAUGAGCUGCAAAAUCUAUAUUUUAAAACAAAUAACUCCAAAUGUAGGGAAAUGCUUUAUAUGAUGUACCUCAGUCUGAACAUAAUAUGGAGAGGUGUUCGGGGUAAAGGGCAGGGGUGCUGUAGGGAAUUGUGUGGUGAAAGAGAGACUUUCUUUCAGUCUAAAUCUUUUAUUAUACACAAAGUAAAAAGAAUGUAUAUUUGAUAACCUCAAACAACCACUGUUGAUAACCUUCUGACGUAACCUUCAAAUAGCUUAUUCAUCUGAGAAACUUGAUAAAAUUGGAAGGUUAAAAUAAUAAAAUUGCAGUAUAACACUUUUUUGAGCUUCAAGAUGAUGUCCUACUUGAGAUUUCUACAGCGUCCUGCAACGUUUGAAAUGCAGUAAGUUGGCUUCAUUGGUACAUCAGCAAAGUAUGAAUGGCACGUAAAUGAAAGAAAACUCAAAAGGAAGAAUUGCAACAUAUCAUUAUGUAACUGGCAAAACUCUUAAUUCCUCUACAUGUUUUCAAUGCAUAUACAUCUUUUGCUGAAACAGCAGAACAUACAUUAUUUAAGAGAAACUAUGGUGGAAGAUAACAUUCAAUUACUGUAAAGGAUUUUUUUAGAAGCAUAGGGAUUAACCAUAAUCAAAAUUCUUUCAAAAAGUUUGUUUGAAAUCACUCCAGAAUGCUUUAGCCUAUAAGAAAUAUUAAAAACAAUCUGCAGUUUUUAAAGGCUUUAUUGUUUGAAAUUUAACCCUCCCCACCUUUCCUUCCUUAUCAUAAAAUAGUGUAAACUUAUUUGAAAUCUGCUUGAAAACAUAGAUUUUGCAGUGCGUUGAAUUGGAUACGACAAAGCAAUUAUACAAAUAUUCUACUGUUUCAUUUUGGUAACUUCAACCACUCCUGUUUCUUGUUAAAUUAAUGUGAACUUCAUAUUGCAAUAGUCUCCAUUCUCAUUUUUGAACUUUAAGUGCCAUAAUAUCCACUGUAUGCCAAAUGAAACCUAGUUGGAUUCAUAGAAACAUAUGGCAUUAAAUUUGCUAUUUUGAUAUUUAGAACUUUUUGAAACUUCCUUUAGAACUGUACAUGACAACAGAUGCUGUGCUGUUGGUUAAGCUUAAGCACUCUUCAUUGUACGUGUAGUGCCAGAGGCUAUGGUCCAGAUCAUCUUUGCAACUGCCUAUGCUGCUCCAAUGUAAUACUACUUUCAGAGAAUAAUGGGAAAAAUGAUGAAGGGGAAAUAAGAGAAAAAUGUACAUGUUUACAAUUUUAUUUUAAAAAUGAAAUUACUGUAUUAAAAAUGUUAAUAGUUGCUUAUUGUGCAGACAUAAUUGCUCAGUGAAUGAGAACUUUAGGUGUUAAACAAUUAAAUUGUUUCAUGGAUUAAAUCUGUUUUUGUGGCAGUUGAGGAAGACUUUUGAAUGGGUGCAGAAUUUUUUUUAAAACUGGGAUAAAAUAUAGAGUGUUCAACAAAAUGCCAGCUGAUUUGAAAAGGAAGUUUUUUUUUGUCCCUGUGCCUGUAAGCAAAACCAUCCUUUGUGACAUUAUUGUAUUUAGCAGUGUACUUCAUUUAAUCUGUAAACAAAUAAAAUUUAGAUUAUUUUCCUUUGCAUUAUUUACUGAAUUUUCUCCACAGUUUUAUAAAUACGUUAGUAGUA
This is a messenger RNA of Stegostoma tigrinum, 5856 nucleotides long. Its product is annotated as zinc finger X-chromosomal protein-like. The coding region runs from base 775 to 3237 and encodes 820 amino acids. The transcript is spliced from 11 exons. NCBI's taxonomy places the organism in Eukaryota, Metazoa, Chordata, Chondrichthyes, Orectolobiformes, Stegostomatidae. The record is from RefSeq and is a predicted model, not a curated record. Gene Ontology annotation, cellular component: nucleus. Gene Ontology annotation, biological process: regulation of DNA-templated transcription. Gene Ontology annotation, molecular function: RNA polymerase II cis-regulatory region sequence-specific DNA binding; metal ion binding; DNA-binding transcription factor activity, RNA polymerase II-specific.